GGCGAAAAAAAUUCACAGAAUCUUUCCCCUUCCAUCUCUUUCAUUCCAGACGCCUCCCCUUCCCAGUAACGGCUGCUUUAUCUUCUCGCUCGCUACGCAACCAAAUCCUAUCUUUUAGACUGGUUUCGUGAUUGGCCGGAAAUAAAGGGUGCGGUGGCCCCCCUCGACAGUAGCAGCCCCCAUAAGCGCUGUCUUCUCCCCGCUCCCUCUCCUUCGCUGGCACGUUCUCGCCAGCUAUCAAUCCAAUCACCCCAUCAUGCCGUCAGGUGCGAAGAAGAGGAAAGCCGCCCGGCGGAAGAAGGAGAUGGGCAUCCACCUACCAGAUUCUCCUACCAACCCUUCUCCUGGCAACGGCGAGAGCCACGACUCCAAGGGCGAGACCAGCGACGAGGGCGAGGAGAGGAAGGGCGAAUCUCCGAGAUCGGAAUCCAUCGUUACCGCGAUGGAUAGCUCGGAGAACGGCAAAGAGAAGCCUGGUGAGGAGACCGCCAAGGUGACCGAGAAUCCUUCAAAGGAGGAGAAGGAAAAGGAAAAGGUGGUCGAGGAGGAGACGGUGGCGAUACCUGUUUCCAGGGAGGCUGAGGAUGUGAGUGUCGAGCUGGCCCCGUCCGAGAAGGAGGAGGUGGGUGGCGGCGGCGGCGAGGGGUCCACUGAGGUUGCGGAAGAAAAGACGGCGGCGGCGGCGGCGUCGGUUGUUCCUGUUCAUGAACCCGUUUUUGUAACCGAGGAGGUCGUAGAAGCUGCCGAAGCUGCGGCGGUGACUUCGGAGGCUCUAGCACAUGAGAGUGAAGUGAAGCCGGUGCCUAUUUUCGACGCUCCGGUGGAUCCGGCUAUCGAACAGCCUCAGCCUCGUGAGAGUGGCGAACUCUGCCAUGAGAGUGAGAGAUUUGAGGCUUCCCCGGCCCCACCGGUGGAGCAUCGCGCAACAUGGUGGAACUGCUGUGGAUUGUUUGAUGUUUUUACAAGCUCCAGAGAUGCUACCAGAACUUGAAGAUGCAUCAAGAAAGAGCAAUUCAUGAAGAUCCCUAUAUCAAAGCUAGGAUGCUUUUUUUAGGUGGGUAAUGAACGUAGACGACAAAGGUAAUUGGAUGGUCAUCUGAUGUGUGCUCUUAUGGUUCAUGGUUAGGAUGCCAACAUCAUUGGCUCGUCAACUAUUUCUGGUUUCUUUGUGCUGAUGUCUGUAUGAUUUUUGAUUGGUUUUCUGAUGUAAAGUCUUGCACCAUGCCAAAGUAUGUCCAUGCCUUUAUUGCUGGAAAACCUUUCUGCUGCAAGGUGUGGAUUUUGAUCGGUUGCUCUUGUUGGCUUGAUGUGCUUGUGAAUGUGUGCAAUAUCCAUAAAACAUAUUCUUUUGGCAUCUCUUGUCCAAUUUUAUCAGAUGUCCCUUGAGUGACAUCUUUUGUUUAUUUCA
Phoenix dactylifera (date palm) is the source of this 1408-nucleotide messenger RNA. RefSeq lists its product as uncharacterized. The record is from RefSeq and is a predicted model, not a curated record. NCBI's taxonomy places the organism in Eukaryota, Viridiplantae, Streptophyta, Magnoliopsida, Arecales, Arecaceae.